UCUGCCCGGCUGAAAAACAAGGAAUCGGCCUGGUCAGUUUCCUUCGGAAGGAGCCAAACCAGGAAAGGCGGGAAAAGGCGGCGGGGGGGAUUAAACCUCCCGGGCCCCCUUUAGUAAUCGGAGGCCUUCUCCGUGCAACGAUGGCAUCAGCAGCGUAUUCUGGAUCUUCCUCUCUUUGGGAUGGAGGGGGAAACACUCUUAGCAAGGGACCGGUGACGUUCGAGGAGGUGGCCUUGUAUUUCACGGAGGAGGAAUGGGUCCUGCUGGAUCCAGGCCAGAGAGCUCUUUACGAGGAGGUGAUGGUGGAGAUUCAUGAGAUGAUCACCUCUCUGGGAAAUGUCUGGGGGACCACGGCUGAGGGGGAACCAUUGGAAGUGUCACCGGAAAUUGCUGAGGAGAAGGAGGAAUGGAAAUUGGGGAGUCAAGAUGUAGCAAAGAGACAAGCGGGGAGAGAAACGCAGAAACUGGGGGAUGAACCCAGAGUUUCAAAGGGUGGUGAAUAUAAAAUUAAGUGGGAAACUCGUCAUCUAAAGAAAAUGAGAAUGUCUCCUGAUUGCAGUAAAAUCUUAAGUUGUGAAAAAACACUACAUACGCAUCAGGGACAGCAUAUGACAGAGAAACAAUACAAAGUCUUGAAAUGUGGGAAGGGAUUUUUUGAUAAAUCAAGUCUUCCUAGCCAUCAGACAGUUCAUACAAGAGAGAAACCAAAUGCAUCCUUAGAUUGGUUGGAAAGUAUCAGUCCGAGUCGAUGUAUUGCUUCCAGUAAAGAAAAUUGUAUAGGGGAGAAACCAUAUAAAUUCUCCAGAGGUGGCAAGAGCUCUUCUGAUCUUUCCAUGAUUGACAGCCAUGAGAGAAUCUACAAAGGAGAGAAAGCAUCUAAAUGCUUGGAGUGUAGUAAGAGCCUUAAGGAAGAUUAUCAACUGGGCGGACAUCAGGGAAGUCAUACAGAGGGAAAACCAGAUACAUGCCUUGACUGUGGGAAACGUUUCAGCCAGAGAUAUAAUCCAAAAAGAUAUCAGAAGAGUCCCACAGAAAGAGAGAAACCAUAUAAAUGCUUGGAGUGUGGAAACAGAUUCAGUCACCAUCACCACCUUACUACACAUCAAAGAACUCAUGCAAGAGUCGGACCUUAUCAGUGCUUUGAGUGUGGAAAAAGCUUCAGUGAGAGUGCCACCUUUACUGCACAUCAAAGAACUCAUACAAGGGAAAAACAUAAAUGCUUGGAAUGUGGAAAGAGCUUCUGUCAUCAGCAACAGCUUACAUCACACAAAAGAACUCAUAGAGUAGACAAACUCCAUAAAUGCAUGGAAUGUGGAAAGAGCUUCAGUCACAGUAACACCCUUGUGCGUCAUCAAAGAAUUCAUAUAGGGGUUAAACCUUAUAAGUGCUUGGAAUGUGGAAAGAGCUUCAGUCAGCAUGGCCAUCUUACUUUACAUCAAAUAACUCAUACAGGGGACAAACCUUAUAAAUGCUUGGAAUGUGGGAAAAGCUUUACUCACAGUAGCACCCUUACUUUGCAUCAAAGAACUCAUACAGGAGACAAACCUUAUCAAUGCUUGGAGUGUGGAAAGAGUUUCCGUCAGCAUGGCCAUCUUUCUUCUCAUCAAAGAACUCAUACAGGAGAGAAACCUUAUGAAUGCUUGGAGUGUGGAAAGAGCUUCAGUCAGAGCAGUGCCCUUAGUAAACAUCAAAGAACUCAUACAGGGGAGAAACCUUAUAAAUGCUUGGAGUGUGGAAAGAGCUUCAGUUACAAGGGUGCACUUACUUUACAUCAAAGAACUCAUUCAGGGGACAAACCUUAUAAAUGCUUGGAGUGUGGAAAGAGCUUCAGUCAGAAUAGCACCCUUACAUCGCAUGAAAGAACUCAUACAGGGGUGAAACCGUAUAAAUGCCUGGAGUGUGGAAAGAGCUUCAGUUCCAAGGGCACCCUUACUAAACAUCAAGCUACCCAUACAGGGAACAAACCUUAUCAAUGCUUGGAAUGUGGAAAGAGCUUCAGUCGGAGCAGCAACCUUUCUUCGCAUCAAAGAACUCAUACAGGGGAGAAACCUUAUAAAUGCUUGGAGUGUGGAAAGAGCUUCAGUUUCAAGGGCAACCUUACGAAACAUCAAACAACCCAUACAGGGAACAAACCUUAUAAAUGCUUGGAAUGUGGAAAGAGCUUCAGUCAGAGUAGUGCCCUUAGUAAACAUCAAAGAACUCAUACAGGGGAGAAACCUUAUAAAUGCUUGGAGUGUGGAAAGAGCUUCAGUUACAUGGGCGCCCUUACUUUACAUCAAAGAAUUCAUUCAGGGGACAAACCUUAUAAAUGCUUGGAGUGUGGAAAGAGCUUCAGUCAGAAUGGCACCCUUACUUUGCAUGAAAGAACUCAUACAGGGGAGAAACCUUAUAAAUGCUUGGAGUGUGGAAAGAGCUUCAGUUCCAAGGGCACCCUUACAAAACAUCAAACAACCCAUUCAAGGAACAAACCUUAUCAAUGUUUGGAAUGUGGGAAGAGCUUCAAUCGGAGCAGCACCCUUACUUUGCAUCAAGGAACUCAUACAGAGAGCAAGCCUUAUCAAUGCUUGGAGUGUGGAAAGAGCUUCAGUCAGAGUGCCUCCGUUACUUCGCAUCAAAGAACUCAUACUGGGGAGUUCGAUAAUUACUGCAUUCCCUUGGUACCCCUUUGGAAUUGGGAUGUAUAUUGAACACUUCCAGUCUGUGGGCCAUUGUUUUAUUUUCCAUAUUUGUUGACAAUUUUUUGUCAAAAUGUGGACAGAUUCAGUCUCAGUAACCUGUAGCAACUCUGUUGGUAUGCCAUCUAUUCCUGGUGAUUUGUUUCUUCCAAGUAUUUUAAGAGCAGCUUCCAUUUUGCAUUCUAAGAUUUCUGGUUCAUCAUCAUAUGGUUCCUCUGUGAAUGAAUCUGUCAUCCUUGCAUCUCUUUUAUAUAGUUCUUCAGUGUAUUGCUUCCAUCUUUUAUUUUAUCUCGUUCAGUCAGUGUAUUCCCCUGUUGAUUAUUCAACAUCCCUACUCUCAGUAUAAUUUUCCUUUCAUUUCUCUAAUCCUUUUGAAAAAAGCUCUUGUUCUACCUUUUUUAUUAUCUUCUUCUCUUUCUAUACAAUAGUGGUUGUAAUAGUUCUCUUUGUCCCUACGUACUAGGAUUCUGACCGUGUUUCUGUCUCCUUUUGCUUUUGCUUUCCUUCUGUCUUUAACCAUUUUAAGAGUUUUGUCAGUCAUCCUUUGAAGUCUUUCCUUUUAGCUAGAGGUAUUGUCUUUUUACAUUCUUCCCUGAUAAUGUCUCUUGCUUCAAUCCAUAGUUCUUCUGGUUCUCUGUCCACUAAGUUUAAAGCCUUAAAUCUGUUCUUUAUUUGCUCUUUAUAUUCUUCUGGGGUGUUGUUUAAAUUGUAUCUUGGCGUAACGAUUGUUUUGUUCUUCUUUAGCUUUACUCUGAUUUUCAAUAUUACCAGUUCAUCAUUUGUACCGCAGUCUGCUCCUGGUCUUGUUUUCGCAGCAAGUAUGGAACUUCUCCAACUUCUGCUUCCUAUUAUCAAUUUGAUUCCUUUAUUGACCAUUUGGUGAUGUCCAUGUAUACAGUUGUCUUUUCAGUGGCUCAGAAAGUGUGUUUGCUAGAAACAGAUUACUGGCUUCACAGAAUUCAAUAAGUUGUUCACCUGCUUCAUUACUAUCUCCUAAGCCCAAUUUCCCCAUAAUUCCUAGUUCUUCUCUUUUCCCCACUUUUGCAUUCCAGUCCCCCAUGAUUAUCAGCAUAUCUUGUUUUGGUUUGUGAUCAAUUUCUUCCUGUACUUCUGCGUAUAAUCUCCCCAAUUCCUGUUCUUCUGCAUUUGCCAUUGGAGUAUAGACUUGGAUAAUGGUUAUGUUAAUACAUUUCCCAUUUAAUCUCAUUGAUAUCACUCACUCAGACCUUGCGUUAUAGCUCCUAAUUUCUUUUGCUACAUCACUUCCCACUAUUAAAGCAACCACAUUUCUUCUUAAUUUAUCAUUUCCUGAAUAAAAUAUUGUAGUUGCCUGAUGGAAAGUGUCCCAUUCCCGUCCAUUUUAAUUCACUCACUCCAAGUAUUGUAAUGUUGAUAUGUUCCAUUUCUUGUUUGAGAAUUUCUAGCUUUCCCUGGUUCAUGCUUCUCACAUUCCAUGUUCCUCUAGUGUAUAUCAUACAACUCUGGACUCGCCUUUUGCAUCUGUGCUCAUCAACCUCUGGGCUUCCUUUUGGUUUUAACCCAGUUGCAUAAUUAGUCACAGUGCUACUUGUACUUGUCUUCCCCAGUAGCUCAGUGAGUGCCAUCUGACCUGGGGGUCUCAUCUUCCAGCACUAUCACAUAUUGCAUUUUAUUAUUAUUUAUUUAUUUAUUUUAUUCAGCUUAUAUCCCGCCCGACUAGCAAACAGCUCUCUGGGCGGCAAACAUAGAAACAUAUACAAUAAUAAAAUUACAAGAUCAAUAUAACAAAUAUAAAAGUACAUCAUCUAAAAUACCAAUUACAACAUUUACAUAAAUAACUUAGAUUAAAAUGCCUCAGAGAAGAGAAAGGUUUUAACCUGGCGCCGAAAAGAUAAUAGUGUCGGCGCCAGGCGUACCUCCUCGGGGAGACUAUUCCACAAUUCGGGGGCCACCACUGAGAAGGCCCUAGAUCUUGUUACUACCCUCCGGGCCUCCCUAUGGGUCGGGACCCGGAGGAGGGCCUUCGUUGUAGACCGUAGUGUACGAGCCGGUUCAUAACGGGAGAGGCGUUCCUGCAGGUAUCGUGGUCCCGCGCCGUAUAAGGCUUUAUAGGUUAAUACCAACACUUUGAAUCUGGCCCGGUAGCAUAUUGGAAGCCAGUGCAGGCGAGCCAGAACAGGUGUUAUAUGCUCAGACCGCUUAGUUCUUGUUAGCAGUCUGGCCGCCGUAUUUUGCACUAGCUGUAGCUUCCGAACCAUCUUCAGAGGUAGCCCUACGUAGAGCGCGUUGCAGUAGUAGUCCAAACGUGAGGUUACCAGAGCAUGAACCACUGAUGUAAGGUCCUCCUUACUCAGAUAGGGACGUAGCUGGGCUACCAACCGAAGUUGGUAAAACACAUUCUGUGCCACCGAGGCUACAUGGGCCUCGAGUGAUAGGGAAGAGUCUAAAACGACUCCCAAACUACGAACCUGAUCCUUUAGGGGGAGUGUAACCCCGUCCAGGACAGGGUAUGUAUCCACCAUCUGACCAGAGAAACCAUCCACCAGCAGCAUCUCAGUCUUAUCCGGAUUGAGUCUGUUUGUUAGUUCUCAUCCAGUCCAUUGUUGCGUCCAGACAACGGUUCAGCACAUCGACCGCCUCACCUGAAGAAGGUGAAAAGGAGAAGUAGAGCUGCGUGUCAUCAGCGUACUGAUGACAACGCACUCCAAAACUCCGGAUGACUGCACCCCCAACGGCUUCAUAUAGAUAUUAAAGAGCAUGGGAGACAAGACCGAACCCUGUGGGACCCCAUAUUGGAGAACCCACGGGGUCGAGCAAUGUUCCCCAAGUAUUAUCUUCUGGAGACGGCCCGCCAAGUAGGAGCGGAACCACUGCCAAGCAGUGCCUCCAACACCCAACUCCGCAAGUCUCUCCAGAAGGAUACCAUGUAUACAUAAGGCCCCGCUUGUUGGCGUUCCGCUAAUAUGGCGGCACCGGCGGGGCAAUCAGCUGGAGCACAGGGAGCUGCAGCCACUGCACUACAGCUGACAGGGAUAAGCUGGAGCGUGCGAGCUCCCCGUGCUCCAGCUGAUUGCAUGCUCCAGCUGAUCACUGUCAGGUGGAGUUCAGUGGCUGGACCACCCCGCACUAUAGCUGAUCGCGCAAUCAGCUGUAGGGCAGGGAGCUUGCGCGCUCCAGCUAAUUGCUGUCAGAUGGAGGGCAGGAAGCUCCUGAGCUACAGCCGAGUAGGGCCCCACUUUCUGGUGGUUUUCACUUUUCGGCGGGGGCCUGGAACCUGCCAUAUGAGUGGGGCCCUACUGUAGUCUAUUGAUUGGGUUUGUCAUACGGGGACCAACCUUAUCAAUGCUCGGAGUGUGGAAAGAGCUUCACUCGGAGUAGCACCCUUUGCAUCAAAGAACUCAUACAGGGAACAAGCCUUAUCAAUGCUUGGAGUGUGGAAAAAGCUUCAAGUGAGAGUGGCAACUUCACAUCAGGGAACUCAUACAAGGGCAAAACCUUACCAAUGCUUCUAUGUCAGCCCCUAAAAUGAUGAAAAAGUGUUUCUAGAGGUGUUUGUCCCAUGACCUGUCAUUUACCAAGACAGAACUGAAUGUUAAGGAAAAGUGAUAAAAGGACAAAGUAGAAUGCAGAAAAGUUGGGGUUUCAAUGGGGAUUAAAAAAAAAAUACCCUCACUGCUAGAACUCACUACUACUAUUUAUUUAUUUAUAGCAUUGGUGUGCCAUAAUUAUUAUUUGUAUAAACUGCAUCUUCUUCUUCUUAGUAAAGUUACCUAACCAUAUUCUAUUUUUCCCAGUAAUAAUAAUUUCAUAUAUGGAUUCUUAUUUCUCCCUUCUCCAAGAUUCAAUAAUGUGCUGUGGAUUUCUCUGACAUUAUCAGACUCCUAUCUUCCGUAGCCUAAAAUGCAUUUGCUGGUAUUCUACUGAUGUAUUUACUAGGGGCUGUCCCCCUGCUUGCUUCACUUACCAUCCCUGCCAAGCUAAGACUGAUGGGAGUUAUAGUUCAGCAACAUCUGGAGAGCCUUUAUUGUCUUUAUAUUGUAUUGACUAGAUUUUUGUAUUUGUACUUUUGUAUCCCCCCCCAUAUUAAUCUGUUCACUGCUGUGGUCAAGAAUCAGUAUACAAAUAUAUAAACAAACAUCUGCAGUACAGUAGGUGUAGGGAACCUUUGGCUAUUCAGCUAUUGCUACAGCUCACAUCAGUCCCUGGGAGCAUGGCCAAGGAGCAGGGGUGAUGGGAGUGGUAGUUCAGCAACACAUGGGAAGCUGAAGGUUGCCCCCACAAGGUAUGGAGACUCCACAAACUCAGCCCCUCCUCCAGAACCUACCUGCCUCCUCUCCGUGUCUGUUCUUGUUCCUCCCAUGCACUGCACCCCUUUCCCACCCUCCUCUCCCCAGAGUCCUAAGCCUGCCUCUCACACAGAACCUCCUUUUCCCUUCCAGGCCUUCCCCAGCGACUCCCAUCCCACCCCCAAUCCUGAG
Rhineura floridana is the source of this 7132-nucleotide messenger RNA. Its product is annotated as zinc finger protein 345-like. The record is from RefSeq and is a predicted model, not a curated record. Lineage: Eukaryota; Metazoa; Chordata; Lepidosauria; Squamata; Rhineuridae. Gene Ontology annotation, biological process: regulation of DNA-templated transcription. Bases 141 to 2687 code for a protein of 848 amino acids. The transcript has 4 exons.